UUUCUUUAUAUAUUACGCGGAUGAUACACGCGCGCGCGACCUAUUGCUUUUAAGUUCAAGUUAUGAGAAACUUCAUCGCCCCCGAGAGUGCAAUGUUUUAGCGGUAUGAAAAUUUUCCGAGAAGUUUUUGGACGCUUUUAAAAAAGUUUGUUAAAGCACGAAAAUGUUUUAGUAGGUACAACAGAAAAAACAUUCGCCUCUUUUAAAACCCAAGAAGAGUUUCUUACUAACCGUAAAAUCGCGCAUUAUAAUAUCCCAAAAUAACUCCGAAAACCGGUCGUCAAACUCCCCCUAUCUACGCAAGCGCGAGUGCGCACCAACUGGCAGAUUGGCCGAACGCGCAAUGAUAAUGGCAACGAUCCUCGGCCGCAUAUAUGAUUCUAAUCCCCCGACACUGCACCUACAGCCUUUUCGGAAGCCCGGAGCUCUCGCUCGCGUUGAGUACACAACAGCCCUGUUUCUCCACGCAGCAUAUCAGUUAUCAACCGCGCGUUCCGCUGCACGGAGCUGCGAGCGGGAAGAUUCGAAGUUUACCCGCGGCCAUAUCGCUCAGAGUACCUCUCGGUACACACGUACCACGCCAGUGCGCCUGUGUGACUCUAAUCUACGCGCGAAUAUAGGUCGUCGCUCGUCUCGCGACCCGGACUCAAGGCGGAGCAGUUCUUCUGCUAAUUGCUAAUUUCGAGACGGUCAGCGAGUGAAAGAUGAUGGCCCGCAGAUCGAUUCUCCAGAGUCUCGGCAAACUCCCGAGCGCUGCGCCGAAGUGGCUGCGGAGCGUCGCCGCCUAUCCGAUCAAGGAAUCCAACGUUGAGGAUGCGAACAGCAGCGAGUGGGACUUAGCCAGGCCGUACGAGGAGAUUCCAGGACCGAAGCCGGUGCCGGUUUUUGGGAACCUCGUCAAGUUUCUCCCGCGGAUAGGUAAGGAUUUUCACUCUCGGAUAUAGCUCUUUUUCUCCAAAGCUGCACCGAAAGUGCCACGUUCCCUCCCGGGCGCCUGAAGAAAAAUAGUAUACGCACCACGGGAGGAAAAUUGAACAGCCCAUACCUCGUGUUUGACAAUUCACACGAAAUAUGGACUGCCCUAGUUUUUUCCUCCCUAGGCACGUAUAAUAUACUAAUUAUCGUUCAGUGACCUUGUUGGCGAUGACCGAUACUAAUAACGCGACGCUAUUUCGGACUAUAAUCUAUAACAAACGAGAAUAUAACGAUAUAUGCGGACAUGCAGGCGAGUACGGCGACUUGACGUCCGAUCAGCUGUUGCGCCGGUUACGGGCCGAGUACGGAAGCGUCGUGCGACUGGAAGGCCUGCUUAACCGACGACCCUGUGUCUUUCUCUUCGACGUCGAGCUCUGCGAGAAAAUGUAUCGCCUUGAGGGCGCCUGGCCUUCCCGAGUCUCGAUCGAGUGCCUGCAUCACUACUGCACGCGCAACAUGGAUCGCCGUGAUCUCGGCUUAUCCGUAAGGUAAGUCGCUGCUCACUCUCCUUUAUGUCGUGUUUAUGCAUCACGAGAGCCAAUGUUCGUCCGCAGCUGAUAUUCCGCCGAAACGAGCGCCAUCAUUCUCCGAUAAAAAUGUUCCUCCUCUCGGAAUUAUCAUUAUGAAUUGAUUGCCACCGUGCACAUCUACCGCUGAUAAGAUUAGCUUCAUUAUUCUAAAGUAAAAAAAAGACGCACAAUCUGAGUGUAGCGAACGCGUUGCGUAUGUUGAGAAAUCGCGCGUCUCGGCUAUAACAGCGCAAUUCCGAGAUUUGGUUCGAUAUUGGAAUUUUUCUCUCUCUUUCUCUCCUUUUUCUUCAUUGUUUUCUAAUGGACGCUACGGGGAUUUAUUUGCAUUUGCGCAAAGCUUUUUGUUAGUCUCCGCCUUGAAUCCGCGCACGCGAUAAACUACUAUUUGUUCUCUCGCCACCCACGCACGCGCGCGUACGGAAUUGUGAAAAUGCUCGGGCGAUUGUAUUGGAAAUACCGCCGUAGAAAAAUUAAACUCGAUUCUUUCUCGUUUAUAUUUUGGACGAAAUUUUAAAAAAAUGUAGAUUUCUCAUUGUUAAAUCCGUACAGUCAGGGGGAACAGUGGCACCAGUUCCGCUCGAGGGUGAACCAGCCGAUGAUGCAGCCGCGUACGGUCCGUCACCACGUCGCUCAGAUAGAUCAGGUCGCCGGUGACUUCAUAGCCAAGAUGCGCCAACUCAGAGACCCGCUGACCAACGAUCUACCCGCCAGCUUCAACAACGAGCUCAACAAAUGGUCGCUCGAGUGUGAGUACAUAGACGUUUUUCCUCGAGCCUCGAUCGAUCCUCCGACAAGUUCCUUGCGACAUUUUGCUCAUCGGCCGGGAAUUUCACUUCACAGCCAUCUGCCUGAUCGCGUUGGACCACAGGUUCGGCUGCCUCGAGGCGAAUCUCGCAGCGGACUCGGAACCGCAGCGCAUGAUCAACGCCGUCCACGAAAUGUUCGAGCUGCUCUUCCAGCUGGAACUUCAGCCGUCGCUCUGGAAGUACUACAACACGGGCAAGCUCAAGCGGUUUUUCCGGGCUAUGGAUACGCUCACCGAGUAAGAUUUUAUUAUUAUACCGAGCUAAGCCGAGAAGUAUGAUACGCAUCGAGGCCGCGCGUAUAAUAUAUGAUGGACUAUGAAUUAUUUAUGAAUUUCUCAGGAUCGGAAACAAGCACAUAGCGAACGCGUUGGAACGAGCGAAAAGUAAGCCCGACUCGGACAAUCAAGAGAGGAGUAUGCUCGAGAGAUUAUUAGCUAUCGAUGAGAGGACGGCCAGGACAAUGGCUCAGGACAUGCUAAUCGCCGGCAUCGAUACGGUUCGUAUUAUUGCUACUACUGCGCAGUCUAUUAUUGACCAGCGAUGGUUUGCACGGAAUAUUAUUUCAAAGAGUAGUAGAAAGAAUGAAAAAAAAUAUAUAUAGGAGCCGCGGAGACGGAAUAAAGGCUGCCUCUUUUUAUACAUUCCGUUUGGCAUUGUUCCUCAGACGGCGAACUCGGUCGGAAAGACGCUGUACAUGAUAGCCACGCAUCCGAGGGUACAGGAAAAAUUGAGGGCCGAGGUAGACGCGGCAUUGCCUCGAGCCGACUCGCCGUUCACUUACAAUACCAUGAACGAGAUCCCCUACCUGAAAGCCUGCAUUAAGGAAACUCUGAGGAUAUCUCCCACCGCCCCGGUGAACUUAAGAACCAUGAAUAAGGACAUUGUUCUGGCUGGUUACAGAAUUCCAAAGGGGGUAAUUUGACCUACAUACAUAUCUGUAUAUCUGUAUAUAGCAGCGUCGCCCGCUCAAGUGCACAGCGACGCUUAUAAUGGAGCGCUGCAGCUCGAGACUUUUUUCCCUCGCAAUUUCAAGUCGAAAAAUGCUUCUAUAACUGUACGCGAGUAUGUAUAUCUCCUUUUAACGUCCUUUUGCGUCGAUUCACCGUUUUUAUUUAUUAUACGCGACCUCGUACACCGCGUCAAAACAACGCGGCAGCAGCGCCGUGUUUUUUCAAAAUUUUCAAACACUCCUCUCCAUAUCCUCCCGCGAGGGAACGUUCGUUUUUUCCACGAGAGUUAUGGCACACGCGCGAAACAGCAAAAUCAGAUUUCCGACGAGGGAAGCAGUUUUCGCUUCCUUUUCGAAACCCAAUCACUUUUUCGAUGCCGCCCGCGCGCAAUUAGAAAGCAAAAAAGCGGGCGCAUCGAGAGGAGGCAAAAAAGCAGCGCCGCGCGUUCCCAAUUGUUGUCCGGCUUAACAAACCUCCGGACGGAAAACCGAAUUUCCCUAUCUCGUGUGUGUAUACGUAGUAAAAAAAAGCGGCGCUCGCUCGGACGAAAAUAAAAUCCGCGGAUCGACUGAUGCAAAUCCUUGCGCAGAUGGACGUGAUUGCGUGUCACAACCUGCUGAGCCAGGACGAGGAGCAGUUCCCACGAGCGAACGACUUCAUCCCCGAGAGGUGGAUCAGGGGUAGCAAGGAGAUACAGUCGGCCAAGGAAGCUCACCCCUUCACCUUCAUGCCCUUUGGCUUCGGGCCCCGGGCGUGCAUAGGCAGGAGGUUCGCCGAACUCGAGAUGGAGACCCUCAUAGCCAAGGUAAUCCGGCAGUUCGAGCUGGACUGGAAGCAUGGACCCCUGGUAGUGCACGACCGCUACAUCAACACCGUCAGCACGGCCUUGCAGUUCAAGAUCACCGACCGCGAGAACUAGUUAUUGCAUAUUUGUAUACAACAAAGUAUAACCGAGAUUUAUAUUUUCGAAUAAAACGCAACCUUCCCUCCUAUAUAUAGCUAAUAUACACACCCGGCUGAUUGAGAUUCCCCGCUGCAGUAGCGCGGAAAUUGAAUAGCGAGUUGCGAGGAUAAUCCUACUGCUGCAGGUAAUUCCUCUCAAGAAUUCCAGCUAUUAAAACUACUGCGCGCGCACACGUCGCGUAAUAAAGCAGUCGUCGCUCCACAGUAGCUCCUUUCCACGAGCUGCGAGCUGCCGAGAAUCCUUUAUGCGCUCGUUAUUGCGCCCUAUCUGCAGCGCGGGUAAAACCAAAAAGUUCGAAGCGUCGAGAAAUGCGAAUCACGUCCUCUCGGCGCUGCAGUCGAGAGCUAGAGGCUCUGUUUAAUUCCCAGAACAGACGGAAUAAGUCGGGGAAAUCUCAAUCAGGACUAGUCUC
This is a messenger RNA of Nasonia vitripennis (jewel wasp), 4637 nucleotides long. Its product is annotated as cytochrome P450 CYP12A2-like. The coding region runs from base 3833 to 4180 and encodes 115 amino acids. Gene Ontology annotation, molecular function: oxidoreductase activity, acting on paired donors, with incorporation or reduction of molecular oxygen; heme binding; monooxygenase activity. NCBI's taxonomy places the organism in Eukaryota, Metazoa, Arthropoda, Insecta, Hymenoptera, Pteromalidae. The transcript has a single exon. The record is from RefSeq and is a predicted model, not a curated record.